Molecule: messenger RNA, 1027 nt
Organism: Pomacea canaliculata
Lineage: Eukaryota; Metazoa; Mollusca; Gastropoda; Architaenioglossa; Ampullariidae
Product: dynein light chain 1, cytoplasmic-like
Exons: 2
Coding region: 164-433 (89 amino acids)
Biological process (GO): cilium assembly; microtubule-based process
Cellular component (GO): cytoplasmic dynein complex
Molecular function (GO): dynein light intermediate chain binding; dynein intermediate chain binding
Source: RefSeq, a predicted model, not a curated record
AAGUGACGCACACACGUGACGUCAAACCAUUCUCACAGUUGCCGCAUCAGGGAGAGGAGCACGACGAGAUUGUCAACACCAGCAGAGCAGCUUGCGAUUCUCGUCUGUUUACACACCUGAUACUUCACAACAACCUAAUCAUAGGCCUAACAUCAAGCCCACAAUGGCUGACCACAAGGCUGUGAUCAAGAACGCCGACAUGCCCGAUGACAUGCAGCAGGAUGCCUUAGAGUGUGCCAACCAGGCCCUGGAGAAGCACAACGUCGAGAAGGACAUCGCUGCCUUCAUCAAGAAAGAGUUCGAUAAGAAAUACAACCCCACAUGGCACUGCAUCGUGGGCCGCAACUUUGGCAGCUACGUCACACACGAAACCAAGCACUUCGUGUAUUUCUACCUGGGACAGGUGGCCAUCUUGCUGUUCAAGUCCGGCUAGACUUUCGGAGCAUCUUCCCUCUCUAGUUCGGAGUGGCAGUGAAACGGUCCUGGGCCCGUAGUUAGAAGCGAGGGUAAGUCGUUGCCCUGGGGCAACUCGGGGAACUCAAGGACAAAAUUUUUGUUUCCAAAGUCACAAAACGGUGUCUAGAGCCCGUAGAUGUUGAUUUACCCUCGGGAUAUUUAUAAAGCAAUAGCAAAGAUACACUAGGGUCACAAAAUAUAAUCGCUGUCGGCAGGGUCUGGAAAUGACUUUAUUAACUACAAAAACAAGACUCUUUUCCUUGAGUUCCCGAUUGUACCCUAGGUAAUGACUUACUCUCGCGUUAUAAUUAUGGCCCUUGUCAUGUGUGAUGGCGCUAGCUUGCAACAAUUCCCAGCAGACAAUAUAUUCCCUUCACGAUAAGUCCGAGGUUGUGAAGACAAAGACUCGCAUUUAGACCUCGAAAGAUUUUUGUGCUGUUUUCAUCCUAAAGCAACUAACUCGGGUCAGAAUCAGCGGUGUUAUGCUACUAUAUAUAUAUAUACAUCGCUAUAUUUACACUAAAAAUAUAAUAAUAAACUGCAAGCUGUAGAAAAUAAUAUACUGGUUUUU